AUGUCCUCGACACCGUUACUGCAAAAGGCGCCUGGCAAGAGAAUCGCGCUUCCAGCGCGGGUGGAGCCGAAGGUGUUUUUCGCCAAUGAGCGGACAUUCCUUUCGUGGCUGAGCUUCACGGUCAUGCUCGGGGGGCUCGGAGUCGGGCUGCUAAACUUUGGAGACCGGGUGGGGCGGAUCAGCGCGGGCCUAUUCACGCUGGUGUCCAUGGGCACGAUGCUGUACGCGCUGGUGACCUACCACUGGCGCGCGGCCGCGAUCCGGCGGCGCGGGGCGGGCCCUUACGACGACCGGCUGGGGCCGACGGUGCUGUGUUUUUUCCUCCUGGCUGCGGUGGUCGUGAAUUUCGUGCUGCGGCUCAGCCAAUGA
Messenger RNA from Eremothecium gossypii ATCC 10895, 369 nucleotides. It is a transcript of the gene VTC1, whose product is annotated as Vtc1p. Gene Ontology annotation, cellular component: vacuolar transporter chaperone complex; fungal-type vacuole membrane. The transcript has a single exon. NCBI's taxonomy places the organism in Eukaryota, Fungi, Ascomycota, Saccharomycetes, Saccharomycetales, Saccharomycetaceae. The record is from RefSeq and is marked provisional. The coding region runs from base 1 to 369 and encodes 122 amino acids.